Molecule: messenger RNA, 1159 nt
Organism: Vitis vinifera (wine grape)
Lineage: Eukaryota; Viridiplantae; Streptophyta; Magnoliopsida; Vitales; Vitaceae
Product: protein SRG1
Source: RefSeq, a predicted model, not a curated record
UAUAUGGUUCUGCAUAUUUCCAUAUAUAUAUGCAACACCAUGUUAUCGAGUUUAUCAUCUCUUGCGUACCCUGCCAACGAGCAACAUGGCCGGAAGUCCAGUUGCCGCCGUCGUAUCACCACUUGGCCAGAGUGUUCAAGAAAUGUCUAUGAAUGGGAAUGAGCCACCCCCACAAUACUUCCUUAAAGAAAACAGUAUCCACCCUAUGGAUUCUUUUCUCCCAUCAGAUCCAAUUCCCAUCAUCGACAUCAGUCUCCUCUCCUCCUCUUCGUCGCUAUCUUCAAGAGGAGGAGAAGAAGAAGAGCUACAGAAACUUAAAUCAGCUCUCACUUCAUGGGGCUGCUUUCAGGCGGUAGGCCAUGGGAUUUCUAGUUCAUUCUUAGAUAAAGUACGGGAAGUUGGGAAGCAAUUCUUUGCACUUCCGGUGGAAGAGAAACAAAAGUACUCCAGGGCGACUGAUGGCAUCGAAGGUUAUGGGAAUGAGCCUAUUCUUUCAGAGAAUCAAGUGCUCGACUGGUCAUAUCGCUUGCUUCUCAGGCUACAACCAGUGGAUCAAAGAAAGCUUCAACUUUGGCCCGAAAACCCAAAUGAAUUUAGAGAGGUCUUGGAUGAAUAUGGCGCAAAUGUAAAGAUUAUAAUGGAUGUUCUCUUCAAGGCCAUGGCAAUGUCAUUGAAUCUGGAAGAGAAUAGCUUCUCCAGUCAAUUUGGAGAGCGGGCAGUGAUGCAGAGAAGGUUUAAUUUCUAUCUGAGUUGUCCAAGGCCUGAUCUGGUUCUUGGUUUUAAACCUCAUUCAGAUGGAUCAGGAAUCACUGUCCUUCUCCAAAACAAAGAAGUAGAAGGUCUUCAAGUCUUCAAAGAUGAUAAAUGGUUUAGGGUUCCUAUAAUUCCCCAUGCUCUUGUUGUCAACCUUGGGGAUCAGAUGCAGAUAAUGAGUAAUGGAAUAUUCAAGAGCGCCAUACACAGGGUUGUAAGCAACUCAGAAAGGAUGAGGAUAUCAGUGGCUAUGUUUAAUGAACCUGAGCCAGACAAGGUCGGACCAGUGGAUGCCUUGAUUGACGAGAAAAGGCCAAGAUUAUAUAGAAAUGUGAAAAAUUAUGCUUAUUUCAACUUUGAGUGCUUUCUGAAAGGCCUGAUACCACUUGAAUCAGCAAAAAUAUGA